This is a messenger RNA of Mesorhabditis belari, 1707 nucleotides long. Lineage: Eukaryota; Metazoa; Nematoda; Chromadorea; Rhabditida; Rhabditidae. The record is from the annotation of a GenBank genome assembly.
AUGACUGUAAUUUAUGUGAUCUGGGCAGUGGCAAUGGCUGCUCUUGCUAUCAUUACUGUUGUUGGUAAUCUUGCUGUCCUACUUUCUUAUUACAUCGACAAAAAUAUUCGCCAACCCGCCAACUAUUUCAUCUUUUCACUCGCCAUUUCGGAUCUUAUGAUCGGUUUGGAAGGAAUCCCAGUCUACACGUAUUUCUUUCUCAACGACAACAAGUGGUAUUGGGGCCCGUUUUUAUGUGACCUAUGGCUAGUUAUUGAUUACACGGUUUGCCUUGCCUCAAUAUAUACAGUACUAGGAAUUACGGUAGACAGAUAUUGCUCAGUAAAGAUGCCAGCAACUUACCGAAAUUGGAGAACAUCAAAACGAGUGAUACUCAUCAUUAUCGCUGUUUGGGUGGUCCCUUGUACUUUGUUCACUGUUUCGAUUUUUGGAUAUGAAACAAUCACCGGAAAAGUUCGAAUAGGCGACGAUAAAUGUGAAGUGCCUUUUAUGACUGAUCCAUAUUUAAAUAUGGGUAUGUACAUUUCUUACUAUUGGAGCACUCUUUUUGUUAUGCUCUAUCUUUAUUGGGGGAUUUAUCGAGCUGCGAAAAAAUUAGCCGAUAAGAGUGAUCAGAAAACAAAAAGAUUGGCUUUACUGUCACAAAUGCGUCGACCACAAAGACCGGAAACGCUUUCAUUGAGAACAAGUGAUGCGGGAAGGACAAGCUCGGACAGUCCACAAGACACAUCUGAUAGUCAACGAUCAAAUAUCAAUAAUAGAAGGCCAUCAAGACCAUCAACGAGACCGACUUUAUCAAAUUCGAAUGAAAAGAAAUCAUCGGCUCCAGCAAGACUCAAUCUACAAAAAGUCGUAGCAAUAAAUAAGAUCUCUGUGGCAACACCAAAUCAUUUGACCAAUCAUUGCAACAAUUUGCAACAAACAAAAAGUGCGCCUGCUGAAUACACAAAUCCUGGAUACAGCUCUGAUCGACCCGAGCGGGUAACGAGAGAAAAAGAAAAAAGAGAAAAGAGUACACCGACAUAUAGAAGUGUGUACAGACAAGAACUAUCUUCAGUUAUCGAAAGAGAAAGCACAGCACCUUGUGUGAGUCCAGAGACUUCAGAUCCCGACGUUGAGCCAUUACCAACACUUGAAUUUAAACCGGAUAUAAGAUUUCCAUUCAUCGAUGCAGACAGCCUUUCGUCGUUAGUUGGAACUGAUGAUUUGAGAAGAAAUGGAAGUGUUUUCCGAAAAGAAACAGUCAUUUUGGAAAAGCAAGAAGAUGAGGAGAAAUCGGAAAGCAAAGAUGAUGAGCGUGACAGUGGAAAUGGAGAAAGUACAGAAAGAGAAGGAAAUGAACUCAUUGAAAGACAACCAUCAAGAACUGUUACGUCAAGAGGCUCAAAUUCGAUGGCUCUUCAUGGUACUCUCUCCACUACAGAAACUCCUCGCAUUGACAUUGAUGAUCAGGUGAUUGUGCCUUUGAUUGCUGUUUCACGGGUCGAAAGUGUGAAAUCGACAGGAAGUCGCAUGAGACGUCUUCUAUCUGCAAUCAGCGGUUUUUGUCAAACGUGUGGGGACUAUCCGACAUUCAACUUGUUCUACUCGAUCUCCUACUAUUUAUGUUAUAUGAACUCACCGAUCAAUCCUUUUUGUUAUGCGAUGGCCAAUCAGCAAUUUAAAAGAACACUAACGCGUAUCUUUAAAGGAGAUUUUCAUCGAGCC